AUGGCUAUAGUGCCUCUCGUGUUUGUGCUGAUGCGAUUGUAUGUCCGGGUUUACAUGAAACGGAUCUUUGGAUGGGAUGAUUUGAUUAUCAUUGUUGCGACAGCCUGCUUGGUUGCUUAUGCUGCCGUGUGUCAUGUUGCCUCUACGAUAGGUCUUGGGAGGCAUGUUACCGUCGUCGCGGAGAACCCGAAUAAUCUCAUCGAUGUAGCGAUGCUAUGUGACAUUGGUGAAGCCUUGGCCAUCAUGGCCUGUACCUUGGGCAAAACUUCGUUUGCCGUGACUCUUCUUCGCAUUGUGGUUCGUAGGUGGAUGAUCAUCGUGCUCUGGUUUGUGAUUGUGACCAUGAACUUGGUCAACGUUCUGGCAGCCUUGUUCAUUUUUGUUCAAUGCAAGGAUCCAAGACACCUUUGGAACAGUGCUAUUCCGUCAAAAUGCUGGCCCCCGGAUGUCUUUACUAAUUUCUGUCUCUUUGUGGGCGCCUACUCGGGCGCUCAAGAUUUUGUGCUAGCCCUGCUGCCUUGGACAAUCGUUUGGAAUCUGCAAAUGAAAAAGAAGGAGAUUGGUAUUGCCUUUGCUAUGAGUCUAGGCGUGUUUGCCGGCGCGGCCUCAAUCGUCAAGACAACAUUCUUGGUGGCAUUAUCGAAGAAAGCAGACUUUACUUGGGAACUGGUUCCGUUGCUUUACUGGGCAGCUGUCGAAGAUGGACUGGCUAUCACCGCGGCCGCUCUUUCCACACUGAAGCCGCUGCUUGCCAGAGUCUUCCCCGGUUCAACCAUCAACAAUAACUACAACAUGAUCUCUUAUCCUUCGGCACCGAAGCGCAAAGUCUUCGAUAAUUCGCAAGGCGAAACGCGUACCGAAAUCGGGCAUGGAAGUGUUCACGAGACGGAAAGCCAGACUAAAAUUUUGGAGUCGCAGUCUCCAAAUAGGGACGAGACUAUUAACAUGACUACAGAAGUGUUGGUAACUUACAAUCGAACUUCAUGA
Molecule: messenger RNA, 987 nt
Organism: Penicillium daleae
Lineage: Eukaryota; Fungi; Ascomycota; Eurotiomycetes; Eurotiales; Aspergillaceae
Exons: 5
Coding region: 1-987 (328 amino acids)
Source: RefSeq, a predicted model, not a curated record